Temnothorax curvispinosus is the source of this 3412-nucleotide messenger RNA. Its product is annotated as calnexin-like. The record is from RefSeq and is a predicted model, not a curated record. The transcript is spliced from 8 exons. Gene Ontology annotation, cellular component: endoplasmic reticulum membrane; endoplasmic reticulum. Gene Ontology annotation, molecular function: calcium ion binding. Lineage: Eukaryota; Metazoa; Arthropoda; Insecta; Hymenoptera; Formicidae. Bases 767 to 2464 code for a protein of 565 amino acids. Gene Ontology annotation, biological process: protein folding.
UUAAAUUUAUUAUUUUCGUGCAAGAGGGAGGGGUACAAAUAUAAACUAUAAGGAUUUAUAAGAUUUAAUAUCUCUGAAAAGAAAUAUAUCUUUUUCUUUGACGAAUUUGAAUUCUCAUUGUAUUUGUUAUUUUUUAUACAAAUGUCAAGCAGUUAAAUGCGCUGCGUCAUGCUCCGGAGCACUCGAUUGUUUUCGACGCAACUGUCAAACGAUUGAUGCCUACGACGUACGAAUACGAAGACGUCCGACUCUGUGCUCGACCAACUUCGCGUCGGCGUUGAACGGGCUCUGUACUCGGUGUAGGUGAAACGAAAACGAGUGUAGUAUGUAUAUACAUUCGAGAGAAGGAACGGACGCGGCAGAGUGUAGAAGGUGCAGUUGCGCGAAACGAUGCGAGGACGGACGUAUCACUCGAGCCUGCUGGCGCGUUGCUGACGAGAAUAUCCGUUCCACGCCACGUUCCACUGCCGGUCGUCGUUGCGUCCGGUUCCGUCGUCGGGUGUGCGCGAGGGUCGGUCGAACGGUGCGAGAAUCCCUCGAUUAGGGCCACUGCCCCAAUUAACGCGAUUCCGCCGGCAACUUCCGGAAGCGCCGCUCCUUGGAAUUGGAAGUCUCGGAACCGAGUCUCGCAGGGCUGCCCUACGUGGCCAGAUUAAAUUAUCGUUAUUAAAUAAUUGAAUAACACGGAUCCCCGGCCUCGCCGUUGACGCUGUGAUCGUCCGAGGAUUCGGUGAAUUGACUUCCUCUCGUACCACCGGAAUAUGAAAUGGCAAGAAUCGUAGCGUGUGUUGUGCUUGUUUGCCUGAGUGCGUGUUGUAGUAUAUUAAGUGCGGAUGAGAACAGCGACAGCAGUGUCAGUGAUGCAAUACCGAAGCCGAUUUACAAAAGUCCAGAACUAUCCGGCUUCGCUCACCUAGCGGAGCACUUUGACAGCGAAGAGAGAUUUAGGAAUUCGUGGGUGUUGUCGGAAGCAAAGAAGGACGAUAUCGACGAAGAUAUCGCUAAAUAUGACGGAAUUUGGUCCAUUGAGGAACCUAAGAGACAUGGCGAGGACGGAGAUCUAGGAUUAGUGCUUAAGAGCAAAGCUAGACAUGCUGCCGUUUCUACUUUAUUAACUAAGCCAUUUUACUUCGAAGACAAGCCCUUGAUUGUACAGUAUGAGGUUAAUUUCCAAGAGGGACAGGAAUGUGGCGGUGCCUAUCUUAAGCUGCUCACGUUAGAUGAUAAAUAUGGGGACUUGAAACAGUUCCAAGACAAAACACCAUAUACCAUAAUGUUUGGGCCUGAUAAGUGUGGCAACGAUCACAAGCUCCAUUUUAUAUUUCGACAUAAAAAUCCAUUAAACGGUACAAUCACAGAGAAACACUGUAAGAAAGGGAAGGACCGUCUGGAAGAUUAUUUCAAAGAUAAGAACCCGCAUUUGUAUACUCUGAUCGUACGGCCUGAUAACAUUUACGAAAUCAAAGUAGAUAAUAAACUUCAAAGCUCGGGCUCGUUGCUAGACGAUUUCGCUCCUCCUGUGAAUCCACCUCUGGAGAUAGAAGAUCCCGACGAUAAGCAGCCUGAAGAUUGGGACGACCGAGAAAAGAUUCCCGAUCCAUUAGCGGAGAAGCCCGAUGACUGGGACGAAGAUGCUCCGGCACAGAUAGUCGACGAGGAAGACGUCAUGCCGGUGGGAUGGCUCGAGGACGAGCCGCCCAUGAUUCCGAAUCCGGAUUCGGUUAAGCCUGAUGAUUGGGACGUCGAGAUGGACGGUGAAUGGGAGGCUCCAGAAGUACCAAAUCCAAAAUGCGCGGACGUUCCUGGUUGCGGACCGUAUAAGCAGAAAAUGAAGAAGAAUCCACGAUACAAAGGAAAAUGGCUGGCGCCGCUCGUUAACAAUCCUAAUUACAAGGGGAAAUGGAAGCCUAAACUUAUACACAAUCCUGAUUACUUUAAUGAUGAACAUCCGUUCAAGAUGUUGCCAAUUAGCGCCGUUGGUUUUGAACUGUGGUCGAUGUCUCCCGACAUAUAUUUCGACAAUAUAAUUGUAACGGAUGAUGAGAAAGUUGCGAAGAAAUGGGCGGAUGAUACUUUUGAGAUUCGACGUGUUAAAAUUGCUGAGGAAAACCUGAGUGUAUGGACUCGGAUCGUUAAAUUUACUGCAGACCAUCCAUGGAUAUGGGCAGUAUAUCUAUUGCUAACUGCGAUACCAGUAGUACUGUUAAUGUAUUAUUGCUGCUUUUCCGAGGACAAAACAGACUUUAAAGAAGAAGAUGAUGAAAAGCCGUUUUUGGGGAUGAACGAUGAUCUCGACGAGGCUGUGGAAAAUGAAAAUCAGCAAAAUUCUGAACAAAAACCUAUUAUAGAAGAAAUAGAAGAUACAGAGAAAGAGACUGGAACGGAGGAAGUAAUAGAUAUUGAUAAGGAUACAUCACUGAUCAGUGGCGAUGGACCACGACGAAGAAAACCAAAUAAAGAAUAGGAAGAAUAAUUAUAAAAAAUUUAAUAAGAAUAUUAUCGCGUUAAGAUAUUUAUGUAAUACUGUCACAUUCCACAUUACACUUGCCAUUGUGGAUAGUAGGGUUACCAGUCACUAGCAAAUUCAGUCACUGCAAUGUGAUCGAUAUUUAAUUACUCGUCUAAGAAUAUUGACAUUUGAUAUCGUAUAUGAAGUCGUAUUAGUAUAUUUGAGGAAACUGUUUUCGCGGAUUAUGCAUAUGCUUUUGUGUAAUGAGUGAUAUAUGGUGUAUCUGUACUCAGAAAUUUACAAUGGAGUGUUUUCUUUAAAAUGAACAAUGCCUUAAUAAUAUAGUAUUUAUGUGUUUUUUAAUUACAAUAUCGUGAAUAUUGUAGCAUUAAAGAAUAGCAUUUUACUCAGUUUGUAUAUUUAAUAUUACAACGGGGCACAUUAGUAAGAGAUUAAAAAAGUAAAAGAACUGUGAAUGUAACAUACGUGAAUGCAAGGUAUGUAAAAUUAACGUCCUGAUGUAACUAAAAACGGAUUUAAUACAAUUUAAUGGUUGCUGUAUUCUUCAACUACUAUGGCAGAGUCCAAUUUGAUUGCAAUGCGAAUAGUAUUUAUCCACAGAAUAUGCAAAGUAAUCUUUUAAUCUAUGCAUGUGUAUGUAUAAUUUUUUUCUGAUAUAAAGAUACCGAAGAAUACAAUUGAUGAACAGCUUUUAAAGUCAUUGACGUAAAACGUAAACAGCAUUUAUAGACUGUACCAUAGUAGUUGAUGGUCAGUGAUUUGUUAUUAUUAAUUGUUUGUAACACCAUUAUUGGGUGUAAUAUUCACGAAUUUUAAUGUGUUAAUGAGUUAUUUAAGUUAGAAUUCUAAGUCCGUAUCCGUACAUACUGUAAUCAGGUACUACGUUGUUUGUAUUUGAUUGUUUAUGCGAAUGAAAUAAAAUUCAAAGAAAUAUAGAAAAAC